Molecule: messenger RNA, 1690 nt
Organism: Homalodisca vitripennis (glassy-winged sharpshooter)
Lineage: Eukaryota; Metazoa; Arthropoda; Insecta; Hemiptera; Cicadellidae
Gene: Hao
Product: peroxisomal (S)-2-hydroxy-acid oxidase GLO3
Exons: 10
Coding region: 175-1284 (369 amino acids)
Molecular function (GO): FMN binding; oxidoreductase activity
Source: RefSeq, a predicted model, not a curated record
UUAUUGUGUGACAUAAUUCCAUUAAAUGCUAUUGCCAUUACAGACACAUUAUCUUAUGGCAUUCUUAACAUUGAGAUUGAUUGAACUGUUAAGUUUUAAUUGUGACUAUUGGUACUCUUGACCUCCAGUGAGACAAAGAAAACAACAGAACUUGGACAAAAUUUAAGUGAGAAAAUGUCCAAAGGACCGAUGUGUAAUGUGUCCGAUUAUGAAGAGUUUGCUCUGUCAGUGCUGCCCAAGUCCACGGCCGACUACUACAAGAGUGGGGCGGAGAAUGAGUAUUCAUUAAACCAGAAUCGGCAGGCUUUCCAGAGGUUGCGUUUGCGUCCGCGUAUGCUGGUGGAUGUGUCGCAACUGUCAUGCAGCACCAAAGUGUUUGGGGAGGAGGUCGCCAUACCCAUCGGGAUCGCUCCGACUGCGAUGCAAAAAAUGGCACAUCCCUCCGGAGAGUGUGCUAAUGCUAAAGCGGCUGGUGCCAUGGGUACCAUCUUCACCCUGUCCACUAUCUCUACAAGCAGCAUAGAGGAGGUGGCUGAGGCAGCUCCUGAUACUGUCAAAUGGUUUCAGUUGUACAUCUACAAGGACAGGGAAGUAACAAAAAAACUUGUCCAAAGAGCAGAAAGAAGUGGAUUCAAAGCACUCGUACUUACUGUUGAUGCACCAAUUUUUGGAAUCAGAUACGCAGAUGAGAGAAAUAGAUUUAGUCUUCCUCCACAUUUAAGGCUUGCCAACUUUUCUGACGACAAGGCAACCAAAGUUACAGAGGCAAGAGAUGACCAGUCAAGUUUAAACGCGUAUGUGUUCUCGUUACUGGACCAAAAACUGACCUGGAAAGAUAUCAAGUGGCUGAAAAGCAUCACAAGGUUACCAAUCGUGCUGAAGGGGAUACUUACAGCUGAAGAUGCAAUCAUAGCAGCUGACCUGGGCGUAGAAGCGAUACAGGUGUCCAACCAUGGAGCUCGGCAGUUGGACACUGUUCCUGCUGCGAUUGAAGCCUUACCGGAAAUUGUGAAAGCUGUAGGUGACAGAUGUGAGAUUUUCUUUGACGGAGGUGUGAGAAGUGGCACUGAUGUUUUUAAAGCUGUCGCUUUGGGUGCAAAAAUGGUAUUUGUUGGUAGACCUGCUCUGUGGGGUCUAGCACACAGUGGACAACAGGGUGUGGAGCACAUUUUAAAAAUCCUCAAAAAAGAACUCAUAACGUCAAUGACUCUUACAGGUUGCACUUCAUUAGCUACCAUAUCGAAAUCUAUGGUAGUGCACGAAAACUACUACAGCCGUCUGUGAUCAUCUUCGUCUCAUCCAGCAAUCGUUCAGUGGAAUUACAGUUAUUUUUAUUUAAAUUAUAGGAAUAUAUGAUAGAAUUUUCUAUGAAAAAUAAAGUUUUCUUGUAUGUAUACUAGGGUAAGUUGAGAUAAAAUGAAUCUCAAGUUUCAUUUUAUUAGUUAGUUAUAAAACGAUCUGAAAGAUUUAUAAUUCUCUCGAGUCAUAUUUUUUGUUAUUAAAGACUCAUAUUAAUAGUUAUAGGGUUCUCAAAGUCUACUUAGUUGUAGUGUUACUAUUUGUUAUCUAAUGUAAUAAAAUUAAAAUUUAUUGUUUUAAACAAAUACAUUUUUCUACUGUGUAAAUAAACAUAUUUGAAAUUUUUAAAGAUAUUAUGUAUACUGUAUUUGAAAUAAAACAUUUUUAUAUA